CAGCCCCGAGUUUUCCUGGGCAGCCAACUUUAUCUGGCUGUCCUCAGGGUCUCGAGGUCCGUUCGGUCCAGCUGGGCACUGGACACAGUCCUAAUUUACGGUAAAUUUAAAACAACGACAAUAUCAGCAACACCUGGAAACCCCGGUUUGCCUGGUUCACCCUGUACGGAAAAACCGAAAGGAUUUAUCAUACAUUAA
Loa loa (African eye worm) is the source of this 198-nucleotide messenger RNA. RefSeq lists its product as hypothetical. NCBI's taxonomy places the organism in Eukaryota, Metazoa, Nematoda, Chromadorea, Rhabditida, Onchocercidae. The annotation marks the transcript as partial. The transcript has a single exon. The record is from RefSeq and is a predicted model, not a curated record.